This is a messenger RNA of Pipistrellus kuhlii (Kuhl's pipistrelle), 1249 nucleotides long. It is a transcript of the gene ACTL10, whose product is annotated as actin like 10. The record is from RefSeq and is a predicted model, not a curated record. Bases 34 to 1194 code for a protein of 386 amino acids. The transcript has a single exon. Lineage: Eukaryota; Metazoa; Chordata; Mammalia; Chiroptera; Vespertilionidae.
GAACCGCCUCUGGGAGCGCGGCUGAGCCCGGAGAUGGCGAAGGUGGCCACGGUGUCGGUGUCGGGGAGACGCCGGGCCCGGCCGCCCCCCCUGGGCCGCAUCGCCGUGGUGGUGGACCAGGGCUCGGGCUUCACCAAGGCGGGCUUCGCGGGCGAGAACCAGCCGCGCCUGGUGCUGAAGAGCUCCGGCUUCGUGUCCAGCUGGGACCAGCCCCUGCUGCCCGGGGCGCUGGGCUGUGCGCCGGGGGGCGUGGAGCGGGCGCACCCCAUCAAGCACGGCACGGUGGUGGACUGGGAGGCGCUGGAGGGGCUGUGGGAGCGCCUGCUGGUGUGCGGGCUGCGGGUGCGGCCGGACCAGUGGCCGGUGCUGGUGAGCGACUCGCCCUCGGCGCCGCCCUCGAGCCGGGAGCGGGCGGCGGAGCUGCUGUUCGAGGCCCUGGCGGUGCCCGCGUGCCACAUGGCCAGCACGGCGGCGCUGGCCGUCUGCUCCACCGGCGCCCUCAGCGGGCUGGCCGUGGAGGCGGGCGCGGGGGUGUGCCACGCCACCCCCAUCUACGCCGGCCACUCGUGGCACGAGGCCACCUUCCGGCUGGAGGUGGCGGGCACCACGCUCUCCCGCCACCUGCGGGACCUGCUGCUGGCGGCGCGCCCCGACCUGCUGCUGCAGAGCCUGCCCCGCAAGGCCGUCACGCAGAUCAAGAAGCGCUGCUGCUACGUCUCCCUGGACUUCGAGGGCGACCUCCACGACCCCGCCCGCCACCGCCCGGUCCGGUUCCGCCUGGACAGCGGGUGCUCCGUCUGCCUGGGCAGCGAGCGCUUCCGCUGCCCGGAGCCCAUCUUCCAGCCCGCUCUGCUGGGCCACCGGGAGCCCGGGCUGGCCACCCUGGCCUUCUGGGCUCUGCAGAAGGUGCCCGAGACGCUGCGGAGGAGGCUGGCCGACACGGUGGUGCCGGCCGGCGGCUCCACGCUCUUCCCCGGCUUCACCGAGCGCCUGGAGCGGGAGCUGCUCGCGCAGUGCCAGCAGCACGGCCCCGGGGCGCUGCGGCCGCGCCUGGUGGUCCAGCCCGGGCGGGGGACGGCCGUGUGGACGGGCGGCUCCAUGAUGGCUUCGCUGCACAACUUCCAGCGCCAGUGGAUGACCCGGGCCAUGUACCACGAGUGUGGCUCCAGGCUGGUGCACGAAGUCUUCAACUGAGUCCGCGCGGACCGGGAGGGGUGGUGCGGCCAGCGGGCCGCAGGGGCAGAGGCGU